This is a messenger RNA of Drosophila bipectinata, 637 nucleotides long. RefSeq names its product Peptidoglycan recognition protein SA (gene PGRP-SA). NCBI's taxonomy places the organism in Eukaryota, Metazoa, Arthropoda, Insecta, Diptera, Drosophilidae. Gene Ontology annotation, biological process: innate immune response; peptidoglycan catabolic process. The record is from RefSeq and is a predicted model, not a curated record. Gene Ontology annotation, molecular function: peptidoglycan binding; N-acetylmuramoyl-L-alanine amidase activity; zinc ion binding.
CAUCAUGUUUGUCAGACACUUGAGUUCCAUUCUCGUCUUAAUUCUGGCGGUUAGUGCUGCGAAGCCCCGACGUCGUCCGGUGGAUGAGUGUCCCACCAUUAAGUUGAAGCGUCAGUGGGGCGGCAAGCCCUCUCUGGGUCUCCACUACCAGGUGAGACCCAUCCGGUAUGUGGUUAUCCAUCAUACAGUCACGGCAGAGUGCAGUGGACUCCUCCAGUGCGCCGAAAUACUUCAGAAUAUGCAGAGCUAUCAUCAAAAUGAGCUGAACUACAAUGAUAUUAGUUACAACUUUUUAAUCGGAAGCGAUGGCGUUGUCUAUGAGGGAACUGGUUGGGGUCUCAGAGGAGCCCAUACUUAUGGCUAUAAUGCCAAUGGCACUGGAAUAGCUUUCAUUGGCAACUUUGUGGAUAAGCUUCCCACACCAGCGGCUCUACAAGCUGGUAAGAGCCUUCUAAGCUGUGGCGUUAAACAGGGAGAACUAGCCGAGGAUUAUGCACUCUUGGCUGGCUCCCAAGUGAUCAGCACUCAGAGUCCUGGACUAACGCUCUACAAUGAGAUCCAAGAAUGGCCACACUGGUUAUCCAAUCCAUAAAAUAAAACUAAAAAAUUAAAAUAAAUUAAAAUUAAAACAAUAAAU